GCCUAGGUACCUGGGUUCCUGGGUAGCUUGGCCUCUCGCUCUUGUCGAGGGUUCCAAUGCCACUACGACUUACUGCUUUUACCUUGACGGUGUAGGCACCUUAAUUGGAACUCUCAAUUUUGAAUUUUGAACAUUUUGCCCUAUUCUGUCUGUGUCAAGGGAAGAUUCAAACAGAACAGAUACGGCCGUGGCCUCCAUAUCUCUGGGCUGUGACGCCAAUCGCCCACUAACUCACCGCCCGGCCGGACCAGAGUCAUCCCAACCAGUCUCCAAAUCGCAUGAUCUGGAACGCGUCUUCCCGAAGUCUCAGCCCAUCCCUAGGGCAUCGCCUCGCCUACUAGAGCCGCUGGGAUUUUCAGAAGUUGGACGACAUUGACCACCUUCUGAACAUACCACAACAGGGCCAGACACAAUGGCAAACGCAUCGACCACGACGACCAGUGCCGGCGCCGAGAGGAGGAAGGCCGCCCCGAAUGGCGACAUCAGGCUCAAUGGCGCCGCCGCCGCAGACCGGGCACGGGCGGGGUCGGAUCAGAAGGAGCAUGAUUUCUUCUGGACCUAUACGGAGGAGCCCCACCGGACAAGACGGCUUGCCAUCAUCAAGGCUCACCCAGAGGUCACGAAGCUCUGCGGCCCCGAGCCGUUAACCAAAUAUGUCGUCGCCUUGGUUGUCGGACUCCAGUUCCUCUGUGCAUACACCCUGAGAGACACCUCGUUCUGGUCAUGGAAGUUCUGGGCGCUAGCUUAUGUCAUUGGCGCGACCGCAAACCAGAACCUCUUCCUCGCGAUCCACGAGAUCAGCCACAAUCUUGCUUUCAGAUCGCCCUUGGCAAACAGGCUGUUCGCCAUCUUCGCCAACCUGCCCAUCGGGCUACCCUACAGCGCGAGCUUCAGGCCCUACCACCUGACGCACCACAAGAGCCUUGGCGUGGAUGGGCUGGAUACCGACCUUCCGACCGCCCUGGAGGCUGUGGUUCUCGACUCCAUUCUGGGCAAGGCCUUCUUCUGCACUUUCCAGAUCUUUUUCUACGCCAUCCGGCCCAUGUGCGUCUUCCAGAUCACCUUCACCUGGGUUCAUCUCCUCAACCUUGUCGUGCAACUUGCAUUUGACUUCGCGGCGAUCGCGUACCUGGACAGCUACAAGCCUAUCCUCUACCUCCUACUGAGCUCGUUCCUGGCUGGGUCGUGGCAUCCCACAGCAGGCCACUUCAUCGCAGAACACUACGUCUACGAGACCGUCGCCCCGGAGGCCAGGAACCCCGACAACAACAUCCCAGUACCGGAGACUUACAGCUACUACGGCCCACUAAACGUCCUGACGUACAACGUUGGCUACCACAACGAGCACCACGACUUUCCCGCCGUGGCGUGGACGAAGCUGCCCAAGUUGAGGGAGAUUGCGGACGAGUUCUACGCCCCGCUACCGCGUCAUGAUAGCUGGGUGCUGGUGCUCUGGCGGUUCCUCUGGGACAAGAAUGUCGGCAUCACCAGCCGUGUGAAGAGGAAGAACGGCGGUCGCAAGGUCGGCGGCUCCUCAGAGAAAGUUGCCAAGGUGGCGGAUUGGACGCCCCAGGAGAUCGAGGCUUGAGUGAGGCUGCGUGGCAUACCUGGGCGGGGUGGACCUGUUUGUUAUGACUGUGAUGGACUGGCUGUAAAUGCAUCUCUGGCCCGUUAUAUAAUAUGCCCACGCGGCAAUGGUUGAGGAAUGGCUAUGUGGAAUUACGCGAACAUGAUAGACAAAAGGAUGGAGGGUAGCAUCUAAAUGGUGUUGGAAUAGAAUAUUGGCCGAUACGAGUGA
This is a messenger RNA of Diaporthe batatas, 1798 nucleotides long. RefSeq lists its product as uncharacterized. Gene Ontology annotation, cellular component: membrane. The transcript has 2 exons. Gene Ontology annotation, biological process: ceramide biosynthetic process. NCBI's taxonomy places the organism in Eukaryota, Fungi, Ascomycota, Sordariomycetes, Diaporthales, Diaporthaceae. Gene Ontology annotation, molecular function: sphingolipid delta-4 desaturase activity. Bases 413 to 1588 code for a protein of 391 amino acids. The record is from RefSeq and is a predicted model, not a curated record.